This is a messenger RNA of Ctenocephalides felis (cat flea), 587 nucleotides long. Its product is annotated as lithostathine-1-alpha-like. Gene Ontology annotation, biological process: biological process involved in interspecies interaction between organisms. The record is from RefSeq and is a predicted model, not a curated record. NCBI's taxonomy places the organism in Eukaryota, Metazoa, Arthropoda, Insecta, Siphonaptera, Pulicidae. The transcript is spliced from 4 exons. Gene Ontology annotation, molecular function: carbohydrate binding. The coding region runs from base 3 to 506 and encodes 167 amino acids. Gene Ontology annotation, cellular component: external side of plasma membrane.
AUAUGAAACUUUUAUUUGUUUUCAUCCUAAACUUCAUUUUUUUGGUGCACUUAACCACUGUCACUACUACUUUCUCAACACGAGAUAAGUUUAAUGUGGUGACAAGUCCGGAUGGCAAAGAUUUUUAUAUCUAUUCAAACUCUAAAAAAACUUGGCAUGAAGCUUACAGAACCUGUCACGACGUUUACAAAGGCGAUUUAGCUGCAAUUGAAAAUAAAGGGCAGUCGGAAGCCUUGCGCACUUUCUUUAAAGAAAAGUAUAAUAAUAGAAUUGAAGAAUUCUGGUUGUCCGGCAACAGUCUCACUAGUCCUCAAGAUGGAUACUUGUGGUAUUUGACCAAUCCGAUGGAAAUGUUCCAUCAGCAAUGGGCCAGGGGAAGUCCUUCCAAAAACACAAGCGGCUAUUGCAUCUACUGGCGUCAUGACAUCAACAAUUACGGAAUGGUUGAUGUCUCUUGCGCGGAAAAGGAAUAUUUCGUUUGCGAAAAAAGAAAUCACUGCAAAUAGAUCAUUAUGAUUAUUAUAAUAAUUUGUUGAGGAAUAUGAUUUGUUUAUUUGUCCAAAUGUAAUUUACCGAUUUACCAAUAA